AAAACUUAUUAAGGCUUGAUAAAAUUUAUAUAAUAAAAGUAACAAAAUUUAUCAAAAAUCUUGUUAUAAAUAAAAUUGUUCAAAUAAUGUUAAUAUGAAUGUAUUACACUUUGUCAUUACCUCUAUUCUGUUUUUAAACUGUAAUUCUCAAUUGCAUCAUCCAUUUGAUGAUAUUGGUCCUUUGCAAUCUGAAACUGAUGAACGAGUAAAAAAUAUUACAUUGCUGACUCGAAAUGUUCUUGAACAUUAUCAAAAUCCAGAUCCUGUAGGUUUACCAAAAGCAAUUAAUCCACCAUAUUCAGAUCCUGAACCUAUUCCUGACUCAAAUGGUGUAGCAUGGUCUAUGUAUAAUUCAACCAUGCGUGGUCAUUCAAAAUUCAGAUUAAAGCAACUUUAUGUUAACAUUGUUGAUAUACAGUUAGAAUUUGGAAUAUCAAUUGAUACAUUAGAAGUAGUGGGUAAUUAUUCAACUUGGCAAUUGUUCCAAACGUAUAUAGGAUACUAUAAUGUUACACUAGUCGAUUUACACAUAGAUGGUUUAGUAAGUUUAAAAGUAAGUGAUUCAGGUCAUUUAGAAACUAACAAUAUAGAUAUGAAUAUGAACUAUAAAAGUCUACACAUGAAUACAAAUAAUAUAAAUUUCCCCUUCUAUGAAACAUUUGUAAAUGGAUUUGCUAGUUUUGUUGUGCAAACAAUUAAACCAAUAAUUAUGAAAAUUGUUAACAUAAUGAUUAAAGAUGAAUUAAAUGAAAAAAUGAAACAUUUCAAACGUUUUCCUAAUACAAUACCACCAAUCGAUCUUUUAAUAGCUGAAAGUCGUCAACAAAUUAAGUCAAUGGGUUUUGAUCCAUGGCGUCUAGAUGAUAUAGUAAAUGCAUUCAAUUUUAAUAUAUUCAGCUUGGAUGUAAAUAAUAUAUGGAUAUUAGGUUUAUCUAAUAUAUAUCGUCUAGGGGAUAUGAACAUUAGUAUACAAAAUAGAACUAUCAUAUCUGUAGUUCAUAUUGGUACCCAAGAGUUAGAAGGACACUGUCAAUGGAAAAUUGGAGCUGCAGGAAUUUUAAAAACUACUGGAACUACAAGCUUUUCAAUUGAUUAUAUACGUGUUGAAGCUAAUGUAACCCAACCAAUGGAUACCAGAUUAGCUCCAAUAUUAAAUGAAAUGGGUUUGUCAGUAGGAAAUAUACAACUUCGUAUGGAUGGAGCUGGAACAUUAGAUUACUUAGCAGAAGCUCUUAUAAAUAUUAUACCAAAUAUUGUAAGAAAUCAAAUUGUAAAUGCUAUGGAACUCCCCAUUAAAAAAAGAAUUCAAGAUGUUUUAGAUAAGAUCAAUAUUCAGGAAAAAAUUGAACAAAGAAUCCCGCCAAUAAUAGAUAAAAUGAUGGAACACAACAUCACAGAUAUAUUUAAAGAGAAUGAAAUAACACAUGAAGAUAUAAGUAUUAUGAGUAAAGAAGAUUUUUAAUUUAUAUAUAGUAAAAUUCUGCAGUAAAAAUGCAAAAAUUAAUUUAAAAUUAAAAAUAAAAUUAUAAGAAAUAAAUUGUUUUUAAAUAUUUUAUAGAAAAAUUUAAUUAAAUCAACAUCUUUAAAAAAAAAUGUAUUUUUAAUAACAUAUGAUACAAUUAUAUACAUACAAAAUUAAAAUAAUUAAGUAAACAUGGUAUGAUUUAUUUCAUUUAAGACUUAUACAAGCUCCGAGUUUUAGGAAGGUUCUUCUUUUUUAGAUAAGUUAGAUUCACUUAUUUCUUGCAACAUUUCAAGGACACGAUUUCCUAAUGGUUCAUCUUCAUUAGUCCAUGAAACAACAACUUUUUUAUUAUUGUUAUCAUUGCCAUCUUCUACAGUUACCAAUAUUGAUGCCAAUGAUAUAGAUCCAUCCGACAUUGUUAAUUUAUUUU
Messenger RNA from Daktulosphaira vitifoliae (grape phylloxera), 1895 nucleotides. RefSeq lists its product as uncharacterized. Gene Ontology annotation, molecular function: lipid binding. NCBI's taxonomy places the organism in Eukaryota, Metazoa, Arthropoda, Insecta, Hemiptera, Phylloxeridae. The record is from RefSeq and is a predicted model, not a curated record. The transcript has 3 exons. Bases 95 to 1462 code for a protein of 455 amino acids.